AUGGGAAACACCUCAACCACAUCGUCAGCUCGUUCAACACCAAUACCCAAAAUGCACAGAAGACACGUCAAAGACUAUGAUUUGUCACCACAACAAAUGUUUUAUAAAGUCGACACAAUGACUCCAGACUCUAUUGAACCAGAAACACAACUCUCUCCGUCUCUUGAAAUAAAGGGCAAAACCUACAACAGAUCAAAGUCAGACCACUUUCUUGUCAAAAGAGCCAAAAAAGCAAAACUAUUGAGACCUUUUUCUAAGGGCACAACACCUCAUUCACACAAGAAACAAGAAACUACCUGCCAAUUUGUAGAAGACUUGGAAGACUAUGAAACUACCAUUUUUAACAGAGAAAGAGACUUCAUGACAGAAGUCAUCAAAAAGACUGGUAACACUCAGUCAAAUAUCAUUUUUGACUCAAGACUCUCUGGAAUGGACCAAAGAGAAUUGAAAGCUCAAAUUGUUGGCAAGGAGAAACUUAUAUUCCUCUUUGUUUCAAAAACAGGAGAAAUUUUUGGGUUCUACCAGAACGAUUUGGUGUGUCCACAGAGCAACCAAAAUGUACUCAACGCGACGUCAGACAACUUCGUGUUAUUUGGAAGACCAAAUCCAUGGGAAGGACCCGUUUUUAUCACACGAAAAGAGGAGAAAAUGAAUGAAAAGAAGACAUUUGUUAUUCACCAAGACACUCAUGGGAUGCUCCUAUCUUGCUUCUCUGCUUUUUGGGUUGAGACAAACGGGGAUGUCAACUUCAACAUGUGCGUUAAAAAUUAUUACGAAGUCCCACAGACAUCCACAAACCCACUCACUGGAAAACCAAACUCAGAAAAAAUUGUGUGUGAAAGAAUUGCUGUGUUAAAAUGUUUUUAA
Entamoeba invadens IP1 is the source of this 867-nucleotide messenger RNA. RefSeq lists its product as hypothetical. The coding region runs from base 1 to 867 and encodes 288 amino acids. Lineage: Eukaryota; Evosea; Mastigamoebida; Endamoebidae. The record is from RefSeq and is a predicted model, not a curated record. The transcript has a single exon.